Molecule: messenger RNA, 1518 nt
Organism: Triticum turgidum subsp. durum (durum wheat)
Lineage: Eukaryota; Viridiplantae; Streptophyta; Magnoliopsida; Poales; Poaceae
Source: the annotation of a GenBank genome assembly
AUGGUGCCGCAGCACGGCAUCCUCCUCGCCAUGGGCCUCAUAUCCGACCACUUCGGCCCCCUCGUAGCUAAAGUGUGCGACUGCCUCCUCCGUCACGGAGCGCUGCAGCUGCCGGAGAUUGUCCGUCGUCUCAAGCUCCCGCCGGGCCAAGUGAAGAACUCUCUCCUUGUCCUCAUCCAGCACAAUUGCGUUCAGGCCUUCUCAUCGACCAGAGGCAAUAGGAUGGUGACGCUCUACCUGGCCAUCUUCGAUAAUGUCCUGCAUCGUCUGCGCUUCUCAAAGUUCAUCUCUGUUAUCCGUGCGGACAUUCCAGAGUCAGAAGCUCUUAUUGAGGGUUUGCUUCAGAAUGGUAGGCUAACAUUCGACCAACUUGUGGGACGAACAAUCUCUAAAGUGCCUGAAGGCACCAUCCGACCAGCAAGGGAAGAGAUACGAAUGAACUUCAAUAGACUUGUGUAUGCACGUUAUGUGGAACGUUGCCCAAAACCUGAACCAUCUUUUGAUCCACUGGGAGAUGAACAGCCUACAUCUGCGAGGAGAAGAGUUCUGAAAACUGCCGAGGAGGUUCUUUCACUUGAGCAGAAAGUUUUCAAUACUGCAACCCUUUCUGGCCUAGAAAGAUUUUCUGAGAUCCCAUACAGCAUGGAGGAUGCAUCAAAAACAAAUGAUUGUCCUCAUAACGCAGUUGUUGGUGCUAAGCGGAAACACGGAGCCUUUGAGGUAGAUGAAGAGCUCAACUCAACGAUUGCCGAGACUGAAGUACUUUGGCGGGUAAACUUUGAGAAAUUUAUAUUCUGUCUAAAGAAGAAGUUUUGUGCAGACCGAAAGAAGCCAAAGCUGAAGGUUGGCACACAUCCUAUCUGGGAGUCAUUUUUCGAAGCUAACUUAGUUGACAGGGAUACCACCAACUCUGUGACAUCAUCAUUAAAUGGUAUUUCGGAGAAACUAGGACAAAAGGAAGGAGGUGCAGCAAUGACAUUUGAUCAUAUAACAAGAGUUCUAGAGGAUUUACGGUGUACUACUACCAGUGAAGAUCCGAAAGAAUUUACUUUUGAUUUACGCAAAAUGGUUGAAGCAUGUAGAAAUGAGGAGAUCGAGUCGCUUGUGAAAAAGAAAUAUGGGCAAGAAGCUUUUACAAUCUUUAGGCUAUUGGUCACACAAGGUUGUGCAGUUGAAACAGAUCAAAUUAUUGACAUGACAAUUCUUGACAAGCAGAUUGUUCAUUCAACUUUGUACAAACUAUGGAAUGAUGGGUACAUAGAUACAGAGAAAAUCGCUUCGGCAGCAGGAACAGGGUACGCACAGUUUUUUGUAUGGAGAGCCAGAAAUACAUUUCAUGAACAGUUCAUCGAUAAUCUCUACCAUGCUGCUUUGAACUUGCGCCAGAUGGUGAAUUACAUUGCUGAACUUCUACUCGAGGGUUCGAAGGACGAAACGAAGCUGCGGAACAGAAAGAACAUUUUGGUCCUAGCUCUCACUAGACAUGAUGACUCUCUCAUGCUGUUCCAUGAUUUUUGA